This is a messenger RNA of Aureobasidium musti, 1248 nucleotides long. The record is from the annotation of a GenBank genome assembly. NCBI's taxonomy places the organism in Eukaryota, Fungi, Ascomycota, Dothideomycetes, Dothideales, Saccotheciaceae.
AUGAAGACACUACAAAUCUCAUCUGCUCUUGCCGUUGCUUACGCAGGCUUGACUGCAGCAUAUCCCAACAUCCUUGCCGAGCUCGAAUCACAGAAGAAGGCUUCCGGCUUGAAACAGAGAGCUGCUGGUAUCUUCGAUGCCGCCUCUCAGUUGGUUGAUGUCUCUGGUGCACACGCUUUCACUCCUCCUGGCGAUGGGGACCAGCGUGGACCCUGUCCAGGACUGAACGCUCUCGCAAAUCACAACUACCUCCCCCACAAUGGUGUUGGCACCAUCGACCAAUUCAUUGAGUCCACCAGCUCAGUCUUCGGUAUGGGCGUUGACUUGGCCACCGUCCUCGCUGUCUAUGGAGCUGCCAUUGACGGCAACCUUCUUGAAUGGAGCAUUGGUGGUCCCACACCGAAUGUCCCCUCCAUCAACCUUCUUGGACAGCCUCAAGGUAUCAGCGGCUCUCACAACAAGUAUGAGGGCGACGCGUCACCCACUAGAGGUGACUUGUACGUCGAUGGUCAAGACUACCUCCUGAAGAUGCAGAACUUCCAAGCUCUGUACGAUGCUGGAAAGGCCGACGAUAACUACGACCUCCAGCUCCUGACUGACAGAAGAGCUGCUCGCUUCCAAGAGAACAUCGAUGGCAACCCUUACUUCUUCAACGCCCCCUUCUCUGGUGUGGUUGCUCAACCUGCAGCGUGGAGCUUCAUCUACCGUUUCAUGGGUAACAAAUCUGCUGAGUACCCUGCUGGCAAGCUUAACGGCGAGGUCCUCAAGUCCUUCUACGCCAUCACUGGCGAUGAUGGAGACUUCAAAUACACCCCCGGCUACGAACGUAUUCCCGAGAACUGGUACACUCGCAACCAGGCUGAUCCCUACGAUAUCUUGUUCCUGAACGUCGACACCGACUUCCAACUACUCCAGCACCUUGAGUUCGGCAGCAUCGGUGGCAACACUGGUACAAACAACAGCUUCGUUGGUGUUGACCCUGAGGAGUUGACCAAUGGUGUCUUCAACGCACAAACCCUAACUCAGGGUAACAACCUCAUGUGUUACGGUCUGCAGCUUGCCGUCCAGGAACUUCCUGACCUUCUUUCUGGCGUUGUCACCAACCUUGCCGCUGCUGUCAAUCAAGUCAGCUCCGCCUUUGGCAAUGCUACUGAGAAGCUUGGAUGCCCCGAGCUCACAAAGAUCAACAAGGAUCAGUUCAGCAAGUACCCUGGCUACACCCAGUUGAAGUCUGAUGGUACUUACUAA